CGGGGCUGUGCCGGUGCCGCUGCGCCGGUGCCGGUGCGUGGGGUGGAGCCGUGUUGUGCCGGUGCCGGUCCGCGGGGCGGGGACGCGCUGUGCCGUAGCUGGGGCGUGGGGCGGGGACGAGCGGUGCCGGUGCCGCUACCCGGAGCCGUGCCGGUGCCGGUGCCGGUGCCCGAUGAGCCGGUGAGGCGGCAGCGGUGCGGGAGGGAUGGCGGCGGGCGGCGGCGGGGGGCGGCCGCCGGGCCCCGACCCCGCGCUGGAGCCCUACGUGCAGACCCGCAUCUUCAAAAUCAUCGUGAUCGGAGACUCCAACGUGGGCAAGACGUGCCUGACCUUCCGCUUCUGCGGGGGCACCUUCCCCGGCAAGACCGAGGCCACCAUCGGCGUGGAUUUCCGCGAGAAGACGGUGGAGAUCGAGGGGGAGCGCAUCAAGGUGCAGGUGUGGGACACGGCCGGGCAGGAGCGCUUCCGGAAGAGCAUGGUGGAGCACUACUACCGCAACGUGCACGCCGUGGUCUUCGUGUACGACGUGACCAAGAUGAGCUCCUUCACCAACCUCAAGACGUGGAUCGAGGAGUGCAACGGGCACGCCGUGCCCCCGCUCGUCCCCCGCGUGCUCGUGGGGAACAAGUGUGACUUGAAGGACCUGAUCCAGGUGCCGUCCAGCCUGGCCCUCAAGUUCGCCGACGCUCACAACAUGCUUUUGUUUGAGACCUCGGCCAAGGACCCGCAGGAGAGCCAGAACGUGGACGCGAUUUUCAUGUGCCUGGUGUGCCGGCUGAAGGCGCAGCGCUCGCUGCCCUGCCGGGACGCGGAGCGCUGGCCGCCGCAGCCCCAGCCGCAGCCCCGGCGGCCGGACGAGCCCAGCGGGAAAGGCUCCUGCCCGUGCUGAGCGGGACCCCCGGGCCCAAUAAAGGCUCUGAGCCCCCUGCGCUCCGACUCUUGCUUUGCGCCU
Oenanthe melanoleuca is the source of this 952-nucleotide messenger RNA. RefSeq names its product RAB33A, member RAS oncogene family (gene RAB33A). Gene Ontology annotation, cellular component: Golgi apparatus; endosome. Gene Ontology annotation, biological process: Rab protein signal transduction. The transcript is spliced from 2 exons. Lineage: Eukaryota; Metazoa; Chordata; Aves; Passeriformes; Muscicapidae. The record is from RefSeq and is a predicted model, not a curated record. Bases 206 to 889 code for a protein of 227 amino acids. Gene Ontology annotation, molecular function: GTPase activity; GTP binding.